UGCUGAUCCUAGGUUUAUUUUUCCAUCCAUUAUUUCUACGCCGCCUUUUUUCCUCGUCCUCAGCCCGCUUCACCUCCAGGCUGCCGUUUCUCGUCCGGUCUGCCUUUCUCUACGCACGUUCUGUACUUGUACAUGCGGCGGUGGCCUCCAUCGCCCUACCCCCGCUUGAAAUAGCCUUAGAUCCUCACCCUCUUUUCCAGCAUCUGUGCACCAGCCCUUACCCCAAGCCCAGUCCACCCGGGGUGUUACUGUUCUGAUAGCGAGACCGGUUCGCGCACACAGACUUUUCUCCUUUCGCUUUUUCUUUUCUUGCUCCCUUCCACUGGCUUCUCGCGCGGUCUGCGUCAGACCGUCCGGACAUCACUCAUAAUGGCAGGAAUCUUUCGGAGCAUCUAUGACUGGCUCCUGAGGAUGUUUUGGGCGACAGAGAUGGAUGUGACCAUGAUAGGACUCCAGAACGCCGGGAAAUCCUCCCUGCUGCGAGUUCUGGCGGGCGGCGAGUUCACGGUGGAUUCCAUUCCAACGAUCGGUUUCAAUACCAAACGAGUCCAAAAGGGUCAUGUCACUCUGAAAUGUUGGGAUCUCGGUGGUCAACCACGCUUUCGGCCAAUGUGGGAACGAUAUUGCCGUGGAGUCAACGCCAUCGUAUAUAUUGUCGACGCUGCCGACAAGGCCGCUUUGCCGGUCGCGACCGAAGAGCUGCAUGAGCUCUUGAGCAAACCCAGUCUUGAUGGCAUCCCGCUGUUGGUUCUUGGAAACAAGUCUGAUCUGCCGGACAAGCUGUCUGUCGACGAACUGAUUGACGCCAUGGAUCUAAAAUCGAUCACUCAUCGUGAGGUCAGCUGCUAUGGAAUCAGCGCCAAAGAGGAAACGAAUCUCGACGCGGUCCUGCAUUGGUUGAUCGCCCGAGCGAACAGAUGAGCUGGGAAUCACGUGCGCGUAUCAACACCGCGGCGGCCACAGGGGGAGCGUUGCCUCUUUGUUUGGGGCUGAUGUCUCGUAGAUGGCUCCGACCUUGUUUCUUUCCUGUAUCUCUCUAUUUAUGUCUGCUUCCGCCCCGGUUUUAAUGACGUUGACGAUCAUGUUCAAAGACGCAUGGGGUGGCAACAGCCCACCAGCGAUGGUGGUCCACCUUUGGGUAUGGCUCUCGGAUUCACGGCAAACGUUUUCCUG
Messenger RNA from Paecilomyces variotii, 1173 nucleotides. Its product is annotated as ADP-ribosylation factor-like protein 8B. NCBI's taxonomy places the organism in Eukaryota, Fungi, Ascomycota, Eurotiomycetes, Eurotiales, Thermoascaceae. Gene Ontology annotation, cellular component: lysosomal membrane. Gene Ontology annotation, molecular function: GTP binding; GTPase activity. Gene Ontology annotation, biological process: protein transport. The coding region runs from base 370 to 921 and encodes 183 amino acids. The transcript has 6 exons. The record is from RefSeq and is a predicted model, not a curated record.